Molecule: messenger RNA, 1158 nt
Organism: Eimeria maxima
Lineage: Eukaryota; Apicomplexa; Conoidasida; Eucoccidiorida; Eimeriidae
Exons: 2
Coding region: 1-1158 (385 amino acids)
Molecular function (GO): protein binding
Source: RefSeq, a predicted model, not a curated record
AUGCUAGUCGAUUCGUGCUCUGUCUCCCCUGAUAUAAUGACGGACGAGCCGGUAGGGGAGCGUAGGCCCCUGCUUUUGGCGGCUCUAGCAGAGGCCAUCGAGAGCGAGAGGCUUGUAAAGGAAGCUGUGAAAUCGCUGAGAGCUAAUACAGAUGGCUCCAUAUCUGAGUGCCAGGAGUCGCUGCAGCGAACACUUGACGAGGCCUUCGACUUGGUUCGCUUGCUGCUCGCCAGAGGAGCGUCUCUCUCGGUGCCUUCUGAACGAGGAGUUUUCCCACUUGAAUAUGCUAUUAAAAAACACAGCCUGAGGGCAGCAGCUUUGUUGUUAGCCUCACCACAGUGCAGCGACAAAAGAAGUAGAGCGAGUUUUCCGCUACCCAGUGGCCUGACUCCCCUCCACGUGGCCUCUGCAGCAAACAACGUGCCCUUGGCCACCUUGCUGCUGAAGGAGGACGCCUCCACCGAGCUACAGGCAAGCGCAGUUUGUCAGAGCUGCCUUGGCACUGCAGCAGUCUCCGUUGCGUGCACUCCCCCUGCUCCAGAGGGGCUCCGUCCUCUCCAGUCUGUGCAUAUGACCCUCCCUCUUUGUCGCGCGUGUUUAGUCAAGGCGAGAGACGAACGGGGCUGCACUGCAGCCUUUUACUGCGGAAGUCGCCCCAUGCUGAGGCUGCUGUUAGACAGCGGCUCACCUCUGGAGUCUCGCAGCAGCGCGGGAGAUACUCUGCUUCAUGCCCUUGUCUACAACGCCCGCCGCUUUGUGGACCCCGUGCCAGCUAGCAGCGUUCAAGAAGCGAUAGAACAUGAACAAUAUGAAGGAACAGAGGCAGAACGCUCACUGAUCACCUGCAGGUGUAUGGGCUGCAAAGGGCCACACGAAACCCCAGGUGGUUCUGCUCUUUGCCGCAUAAUGCUGCUACUGCAGCGGGUUGGUUCAUUUUCAUCUGGGAACCCCAACCCAAGCGACUCGAGAAAUUCAAGAAAAGUCACAGACUUCAUCAACACGCGUAACCACGCAGGCUGGACAGCGCUGCAUCUAGCUGCCUCCCGGGGCUAUUCAGACGUCUGCAAGGUGAGGACACUUGACGCAUACGAAAUACAGAUGUACGGCACGAGGCUCAUUGAUACCUGGUCGAGUCAUCGUAUGGUCGAGUCAUCGUAA